GUCAGCCAACUCAGUCAGCACUCUGCCCACUAAGUCCUUCCUCGGAGCCACCCCCAUCCGGCCCCAGAGCUCUGACCCUCCUGGGCUUCCACCCAGACUGGGGAAGGAAGGAAGUCCGAUGGACUUGUGAUGGGAUUUAACAAACUCUUCCGGGGACCUUGAUUCUCAGGAAAGAAUGGCAGUGACCCAACACGGAUGAGGGACCUGGUCGGGCAGCAGCACAGAAGGAGGGACAUUAUACCAACAUAAAGAUCACUGACUGGUGUGAACCUGUCUUAUCAGGCUGGGACAGGAUAUGAGGUGGAGAGAAUCAAGUGGCCACCGAGUGCUCUAUCAAAAAAGAUGCCGUCUCAGCAUCGGUCUGUGUUGGUUUUCCACUGACCCUAUGACUGAAGACAUCCUUGACUUCCAUCUAGUUCAUCCAAUGUUACAUCAUCAGGUUAACAGAUAUGGACAUCUCCACCAGGAUUUGGAGAAUAGUUUCAAUGGGCACUAAAAUUCUGGAUUAGAUUUGUUAACAAAGGUAGAUGGAGUUUAAGGCAAUUGCCCAACAAACUGCUGAAGAAAUUUUAGCUUACAGUCAAGAUAUAUCUGGCUGGAAAGUUGUUAAGUCUUCAUUAAUUUAUUUCUGGAUUUUAUUCCCCUUUGAGAAAAAGAUAACUGUUUCCAAGAAGACUUCUAAAUUAUUCCGCGGAAAUCUAUACCGCAUUGAAGGAAUAAUUCCAGUAUCAACAGCUAAGCUCUCCAAUUUCCUCUACCAACCUGAAAACAGAAUUAAGUGGGAUAAAUUAUUGAAAGCGUACAAUGUGUUACACAAGAUUGAUUCGGACACAUUUAUAUGUCAUACCAUUACGAAUAGUUUUGCCAUGGGCUCCAUUUCCCCUAGAGACUUUAUCGACGUAAUAUACUUCAAACACUAUGAAGGGAAUUUUGACAUUAUCUGUGCUCGCAGUGUGGACUUCCCAGGAUAUCCUCCGACUUCACAUUAUGUCCGUGGCUAUAACUACCCUUCUGGCUAUGUAUGUUCACCUCUCAAAGAAGAAACUUGCACUGUUCAGAUUGUUGCUAACACCUCAUGGGAUGGGGGAUAUGCAGCAUCAGUGGGAUGCUGAGCUCACUAGAGUGAUUGACAGGACCAGAGUCUCCCUGGAGUGCCUUCUUUACUGAUUUUUCCUGGGUGUGCUGCGAUGCUUGCCUGGGCAGUGAUGGAGUUGGACCUUCCUGAGCAUACAGUCUUCAUUUCUACCUUCAGAUGGUUAGAAGAAAAGAGUCUGCACUACUCCACGGACCCACGUUCCCAUAGCCACCCUCAGCCUUCAGCAGCUCAAGGCUGGUUCACUGAAGGAGUGACCACUGGGACCUCUCAGCCUCCAACUAGGUACAUCAUACUGAAUCUUCAGACUGAAAAGAAAGACAGACAUCAAUAGGGAUGAAUGAACCACUCUUCAAUAGUAGUUAAACAAGAGAGGAAUAAGAAAACACCAAAUACUACAAAAUCCACAAAUGAGAGGAAAUGAUAUGCAUUUUUCAAUAAUAACUCUAAAUAUCAGUGGUCUUGAUUUUGCUGUCAAAAGGCACAUACUAGUAUAUUGGAUUAAAUGCUGGAUCUUUUUGUUAUUCUGAGAAACCACCUCACCAUAAAAGAGAAAUGCUACCUUAUUAGCUAUUUUUCUAUCCUUUUGAAAACCCCAUGACUGAAUCAACUUAUAGAUAGAAGGGUUUAUUUGGGCUUAUGAGAAUCCAUCACCAUAUAGCAGAGAAGCGUGGCACCAGGGAGAACCUGCUAGCUGGAGCAGCAACAGAGAGCUCACAUCCUGAACCACCAACAAGAUGCAGAGAGCUCACAGGGAAAGGCACAAGACUUUUAAACCUAAAUCCCACCCCCAAGGACAUAGUUCUUCCAGCAAGGCCACAACUCCUAAACCUAGCCAAACAGUGUCACUAACUGAGGACCAAACAUUCAGAAUGCCAGAGAAUAUAUGGGGGCGGGGGGUGGAUAACUCAUUCAAACUAUCAUUCUUAGAGUUAAAGAAUGGUGGAAAAUGUAAUCCAAGCACAUUAGAACUAGGAAACAAGUAAGCCACUUGUUCUAAUGUCUUAAAAAAUUGAUAUUAAGCCAGAAAUAAUCGUUUCAUAAUGACUUCGUGAAGAAUCCAUCAAGAGCAUGUGGCAGUUCCAAACAGUCGGCAUAGAACAUGGGCAUACCUAAUUUUAUAAAACAAAUACUACUAGAGAUGAUUAACCCUGACACAACAGUAGUGUGUGACUUCAGUACCUUACUUCCAGGCAAAAAGGGGGGGAGGGGCGGGAAGAGUACCUGAAUUAAAUGGCAUAAUAGACCAAAUGAACUUAAAGGUAUUGGCAAAGAAUUUCAUACAAAUACUUAAGAAUGAACAGCUCAUGAAACUCUCUAAAACACACACACACACACACACACACACACACACACACACACACAC
Peromyscus maniculatus bairdii (prairie deer mouse) is the source of this 2459-nucleotide messenger RNA. It is a transcript of the gene Stard6, whose product is annotated as StAR related lipid transfer domain containing 6. Gene Ontology annotation, molecular function: lipid binding. The record is from RefSeq and is a predicted model, not a curated record. Lineage: Eukaryota; Metazoa; Chordata; Mammalia; Rodentia; Cricetidae.